Symbiodinium necroappetens is the source of this 1560-nucleotide messenger RNA. Lineage: Eukaryota; Dinophyceae; Suessiales; Symbiodiniaceae. The record is from the annotation of a GenBank genome assembly.
AUGUGCGGUGGCAUGAGUACGGACGCUAGGACUCGCACCAAGCCCCACUCGACUCUGAGGUAUCUUUGCGUCGGACUCGCGCUUCCUGGCGAGGGUGGCGUGGUUGGGGAGAAGGGCUUGGUCUUCCUCCUGAACUCCCCGCUCGGCAAGGUCGCUGAGGAUGGUGGCCUUUUCUGGAGCGCAUUGAAUCUGCGGAUCUUCGCUGCCUUCUGGAGGCAAGUGAUUUCCGAUGGCCACUACCUCCUGUACAACUGGAUCGUGAAGGCAGACCCGGACACGGUGUUCUUCGUGGAUCGUCUCCGAAAUGUGCUCGAACUACACGAAGAAGGCUCCCAGGAUUUGGCCAGCACAGAUUCUCUGCCUAGCUGCUCCAGCUACACGCCAGCUUCUGGAAUCAUGGCAGAGACGGCAGAGGAUAGGGCUGCUCUUUGUGGUGUUUUGGCUGCAUGCUUCGGCAAGGACGGCAACUUCACGGUAGUCGUAGAAGAACGCUCGUCGGACAUGCUCGAGAGCUCAAAGGAGACUGAGGCGAGUGUGAAGCGCACGGAGUUCAAGGUGUGGUCGGUUCUGCUUGCCCAAUGGUCUCCCGUCUUUGAGAAGAUGGUAGGAUCGGACAACUAUGCCGAGUCGCAGCAGUCGCAGGUUGUCAUCCAAGACUUCUCGGCUGGUGCCGUCGAGAUCUUCCUGCGCUUCUUGUACUCUGGGAGCGUCGGGGGCUCCAUCACUGCUCUGGUGGAGGUGGCCGCUAUAGCCGACAAGUACCAGGUUGAGGCAUUGUAUCCUUUGUGCUUGCGUCUUGUGCGGGCCGCGCUCAAACCUGAGCUAGCCUGCGAGGUCUUCGCUAUCGCAGACCGCUUUCAUGUGGCUGAGAUGCGAGCAGAGGCGCUCGAUGUCAUCUUCACCCACCCUAAAGAAGCGCUGGGAGAGCGUCCUGAGAUCCGACCGGAGCUUUUGGAGGAGAUCCUCGGCUCAAGCCUGCUGUGCAUAGCAGGGGAUGAGCUAAAGGAGCUUCUCCAAAGCUGGCGAACGAAGGAAGGCAACUCCGUAGAAUCGAUCAUCAGCACCAACGUCCGAACACACAGUGAGCACACGAAACAUGUGCUGUACACACUCUGGGAGCGCUACAGAGAGGCCGGGAAGAAGGGCACUUUCGUGGGCGGCUGGGUAGUCGUGAUCCUGGGCCUGGAGCAAAGGGAGGCCUACACCAUGGCCCAGCUCGAACGAAUAGCAUCAUCUAACGAGACCUUCACCCUCCGAAAGGGGUGGGUGCAGUGGCAGCUUCUCCAUGCCGCGGUUCAUCUUCAGGGCUUCUCUUUUGAGACUGCGGUUCGUAAGGAUGGCUCUCCCUCGUUCUCCGCAUCUUUUCGGAUCUGGUCCUCCGGGGACGGCUCGACCUGGCACCUCGCCUACGAGUCGCUCGAGAAGGAGAUCGCAGUCAACGCUUUCUUGGCUUGCAAAAGACCUCCGAGCCUGGUCGACUACUUUAAGGUCGAAGUCCUGGAGGGUGAGCUCUCGGAUUUUUGGUUCAACAUCCACGGCAUUUUGCAGACGCCCAUCUGA